GGCGGGUGGGGGCGGGGCGCGGGCCAUGGCGGCGGCAGGGGGGGUCCCGGGACUCGAGGCCCAGCGGCGCGAGGUGGAGGCGGCGGAGCAGCGCGGCCUGCGGGCGGGGGAGCGAUGGUACCUUCUGGAGAAUCAUUGGUACCAGCAGUGGAAGGAGUACGUGGAAUCGGGCGACCAGAACUCCAGCUCCUUCCCUGGGCACAUCAACAACUCGGAGCUCUUUGAAGACCUGGAGUCGUUCCGGCUGAAGGAGCGGCUGGUGGAGUCCGAGGAGUAUGUGCUGGUGCCCGAGGACGUGUGGAACAAGCUGGUGAGCUGGUACGGGCUGGAGCAUGACCAGCCGCCCAUCGAACGCAAGGUGGUGGAGCUGCCCAGCACGCAGAAAGUGGAGGUGUACCCGGUGGAGCUGUAUCUCUGCCAGCACAACGACCUGGACAGCCCUGUCACCGCCCCGUUCAGCCGCGUGGACACCAUCGACGCGGUGCUCCAGGAAGCCCGGGGCCAGUUUGAGGUGCCCCCUGAGGACGAGACCAGGCUCUGGGUGAAGAACUCGGAUGGAUCCUGCGAGCGGCUCCGGAACAUCCACAUGACAGUGCUGGAUGCCUGCCUCAGCACGGGGCAGGUGGUGAUAAUGGAGACGCGAAACAAGGACGGAACCUGGCCCAGUUCUCGACCCCACAUCAUGAGGAACUCUGUGGAGGACGAGGAGCUGUACAGGGGGCAGCCGGGGGUCUGCGGCCUGACAAACCUGGGCAACACCUGCUUCAUGAACUCGGCCUUCCAGUGUCUCAGCAACGUGCCCCCCCUCACGGAGUAUUUCCUCAACAACCACUACUUGGGGGAACUGAACUUCAGCAACCCGCUGGGCAUGAAGGGCGAGAUCGCCGAGGCCUACGCCGACCUGGUGAAACAGGCCUGGUCCGGCCACCACCGCGCCAUUGUGCCGCGCAUGUUCAAGACCAAGGUGGGGCACUUUGCCUCGCAGUUCCUGGGCUACCAGCAGCACGAUGCGCAGGAGCUGCUGUCCUUCCUGCUGGACGGGCUGCACGAGGACCUCAACCGCGUCAAGCGCAAGGAGUACGUGGAGCUGCGGGACGCGGCUGGCCGGCCCGACGAGGAGGUGGCGGAGGAGGCCUGGCGGAACCACAAGCGCCGGAACGACUCCAUCAUCGUGGAUAUCUUCCACGGGCUCUUCAAAUCCACGCUGGUGUGCCCGGCCUGCGGCAAGGUCUCCGUCACCUUCGACCCCUUCUGCUACCUCAGUGCGCCCCUGCCCGUCAGCCAGGAGCGCACCAUGGAGCUCUUCUUCGUCUACAUGGACCCCCGCCGCAAGCCCCAGCAGCACAGAGUGGUCGUGCCCAAGGCUGGCAAAGUGCUGGAUCUGUGCAUCGCUCUGGCCAAGCACACGGGGGUCCCGGCUGAGCAGAUGAUGGUGGCCGACGUGUUCAGCCAUCGCUUCUACAAGCUGUACCAGGCGGACGAGGCUCUGAGCUGCAUUCUGGACAGAGACGACAUCUUCGUGUAUGAAGUAGCAGGGGGGCUGGCGGAGCCAGGGGGGGCGCUGGUGCUGCCCGUGUACCUGCGGGAGCGGGCGCCCCCCCGCGACGGCGACCCGGGCUACGGGGUGGUUCUGUUCGGGCACCCGCUGCUGGUCUCGGUGCCGCAGGCACAGCUGUCCUGGGACGCCCUCUACGGCCUGCUGCUGGAGCGGCUCUCGCGCUACGUGCGGCCGCCGGAGUCGGGCUCCGAGGAGGAGGAGGAGGAGAGUGAGGAGGAAGAUCUGUACGGCCCCCAGGCCAACGGGCUGAGUGAGUGUGAGGAAGAGGAGGAGGCGCCGGGCGAAGGCCCUGCCAGCCAGGCCAAGGAGGGAAGCAGCGGGGGCUCAGGGGGGCCCCCCACCCCGUCCCCGCCCCAGGCGACCCUGCCCCCUACCGCCAACCGGCCCAAACGCAAGUGCCGGCGCCGGCGGCUGCUCUUCACCGUGCGCCCGGUGAACGCCAACGGGACCAGCGAGCGCCCGGCCCUGCCAGGCGAGGGCUUUGCACUGCAUGCCCAGCCCUACAUCGCCAUCGACUGGGACUCAGAUAUGAAGAAGCGAUACUAUGAUGAGGAGGAGGCAGAGGGCUACGUGAAACACGAGUGCAUGGGCCAUGUGCAGCGGCGGCAGCCGGUGAAGCUACGGGAGUGCGUCGAGCUGUUCACCACGGUGGAGACGCUGGAGGAGGAGAACCCCUGGUACUGCCCCACCUGCAAGCGGCACCAGCUGGCCACCAAGAAGCUGGA
Molecule: messenger RNA, 2283 nt
Organism: Chelonia mydas (Green sea turtle)
Lineage: Eukaryota; Metazoa; Chordata; Testudines; Cheloniidae
Gene: USP11
Product: ubiquitin specific peptidase 11
Biological process (GO): protein deubiquitination
Molecular function (GO): cysteine-type deubiquitinase activity
Source: RefSeq, a predicted model, not a curated record